AAUUAUUUGAAUGAUUUGUUGAAACAAAAUUCUUAAAGUUGAAAUUAUACAAUUGCUCGCCGCUAGCUCAUUGGGUUAUUACUUAGUCAGCGCUACUACUAACAUCAGAAACCACUCAAGCGUGUGUACCUUAACACUACGCUCGCCGCUAUCAGCUAAAAUUUCGGCGUUCAACGCCUCUGAGACCGGGCGUCAAACAACAAAAACAUACUUAUCACCGAACAUAAACUCACAAGACGCCACAGCUACCAUUGCGUUUGACUAAGCAGCGCGUCUGCUAAGCCGCGACGCCAACGCCUGCGCCAGUUGAACGUCGAUCGUUGAUCGUCUUUUAGCGCAUUCAUCAACAAGCGAAGCGAACUUGCAAGGCUCCCAAAUAGCAAAGCAAAUUUCAGUUGACUCAAAUGUGCCGACGGAUGUGGAAGUGUAAAUACGCCAUACUUGUGCAGUACUUUUAAACCGUUGAAUUUGAAAAGCGCACAUCAAAAACUAACGCCCUCAAUUGGAGUGUGUACCCUAGAAGAGUGCGCAUAAAAACAAACAAACGUGAAGCGUAAAUUGUUUACAAUUACAGUUACCAACCGACAACAAAAGCAAACACACAUCACAUAACAUGUCGAAUGCGAACAGCGAGGAAGCGUUCAAUAUACGCAUUGGUUACUUGAAACCCGAAACGGUAGAGAUCGCCAAAAAUGAGCUGCGCGAGACACCCGAAGUCAAAGAGGCCGCUAUCAAGGAGCUGCGCGAACUCCUGCAUGCUGCCACAGAUAUUAAUUACAAAGAUGACGAUGAAUUUCUAGUGAUAUUCCUACGUGCUUGCCACUUCUAUCCACAGAGCGCGCUCGAAAAGAUGCGCACAACAGCCGCUUUCCGCAAAGAUAAUGCCGCCCUUGUCCAUGGUCUACUCAUCGAACAGCUCAAGGAUAUAUUCAUACAAUACGGUAUUGUGAAUGUGUUGAAGAAUUGCGAUCAGCAUGGACGUCGUGUUAUGAUUGUGAAUUGUGGUGAACUAUGGGAUCCCGCUGCGGUGCCGUCCGAUGAUGUUUUCCGCAUGUUGUAUAUGGUGCACAUUGCCGCCCAACUCGAGCCGGAAACACAAGUGCGCGGUGUCGUCUGUAUAAUGGACUUUGACGGUCUGUCAAUGAAGCAGGUCAAAGCUCUGUCGCCCACUUUCUCGAAACGUCUACUCACCUUUAUACAGGAUGCUAUGCCGCUGCGCAUGAAAGAGGUGCAUUUUGUGAAACAACCUUUCAUCUUUAAAUUGGUGUGGGCGCUCUUCAAGCCAUUCGUUCGCGAGAAGCUCAACAAAAGGAUGCAUUUCCACGGUAGCGAUAUGAAGUCACUGCAGAAGUUCCUCUCGCCCGAAAUCCUGCCCGAAAACUACAAAGGUACACAACCGAAAAUCGAUUACGGCGGCGCCGAUUGGUUCACGCCGCUAGAGAAGCAUGCCGAUUUCGUUAGAGAAUGGUCUGAGCUGGGUCCAGCGAAGUGGUAAACCAAUGAGUAUCACAGCGUGCAAUACUUGCUACAACCAAAGGCUGUACAUUCCUUCUCUCUAUCUCCCUCUCUCUCUCUCGCGCUUGCUUGAAGAACAAAAACUAAACAAAUGCAAAAAUUUGUUUGUUGGAAAAAAAAUACAUUAAACGCCGGCUUUUGCUAAAUACGCGUCUUUUUCACAUACACAUGUAAUUACUAAGCAUUAUUCCAUUUUUUUCUAUUAUACUACAAUUUAGUGUAAAUAAAAGUGUUACAAAAUAAA
Messenger RNA from Bactrocera dorsalis (oriental fruit fly), 1759 nucleotides. Its product is annotated as clavesin-1. The transcript has 4 exons. NCBI's taxonomy places the organism in Eukaryota, Metazoa, Arthropoda, Insecta, Diptera, Tephritidae. Gene Ontology annotation, cellular component: membrane. Gene Ontology annotation, molecular function: phosphatidylinositol bisphosphate binding. The record is from RefSeq and is a predicted model, not a curated record. The coding region runs from base 614 to 1495 and encodes 293 amino acids.